Eupeodes corollae is the source of this 2269-nucleotide messenger RNA. RefSeq lists its product as uncharacterized. The transcript has 7 exons. The record is from RefSeq and is a predicted model, not a curated record. Bases 203 to 2230 code for a protein of 675 amino acids. Gene Ontology annotation, molecular function: DNA binding. Lineage: Eukaryota; Metazoa; Arthropoda; Insecta; Diptera; Syrphidae.
UCUGUCAACAUUUUUACGCAUUUCAUUGAUUCGCACCGCUUUCGGUUAAUGUUUCUGUUUCUCAAGUUUUUAUUCCAUCCAAUUGAACUUCAAAACACGUAAAAACGGCUUCUUUAUUUAUCACCAUCAAUUAACAAUUCAAUUUGUUAAUUGUUUGUAAUUUGUUUGAAAAUAAACAAACCUAACCAAACAAUUCCCCGAAAUGGAAAACACCGAAGAAAUAACUCAACACAUCGAAUACACUCGUACAGUUGUCCCAUCAACUAUGCGGAGUCCCUAUUGGAAGUUCUUUGGAUUUCCCUCGGACAACUCAAAUAAUGUCCUAACAAAACAGAAAAUAAUAUGCACGCUUUGCAAUGCAGUCAUUGCGUACAAUAAGAACACAUCAAACCUAAGGACGCACAUAGUAGCGCGUCAUCCUGAGCUCCUGAUAGAAUUGUACAAUGAAAAGAACAAGAAGAAUAGCGAAGCAGCGGCCACGAGUCUGCUUCAGGACAAUAGAACGUCAAGUUCCGAACCGGCAAGCAAGCGUCCAAAGAUUCAAUACAUACUCGGAGGGUCGGAGAGUGAAACCCACGAAGCGAGUACAAGUGAACUUAAGUCCUUCAACGAGGCUAUAAUUGAAGAGAACGAAGUCAUCGAGCACACUGACGACAAAACCACUGACAACAGUGACUUCGAUGAUUUCUCGGGGUCCAUCACACACAACACUGAUUAUGAAUUCGAGGAAAUAGAACUGAAUCCUCACAAAAGCACUCUACCCAUUGUCGACGAAGUUUGUUUGGAGGAUAAGAUUGUGGAGCUACUAAUUACAGAUCUCCAUCCGCCAUCGAUUGUUCAAGAAACAGGAUUUGAGAAGUUCAUAUCGAGUAUUGAUAUGCGAGGGGCGGGAAUUCCUUCCAGACAACAAAUUGACCAAAAAAUAAACAAAGCAUACGACAAAAGCUAUGAAAGGAUCCAUCGACAUCUAAUAACUGUCACAAAUACAAAACCUUACUCAUUGAGUUUGGAAUUCUUUCGCAAUAUUGAAAAUAAAUCUCUGAUGUGUAUUUAUUUCAAUUACUUGGUUCCAAUUGAAGCCCGCUUGCAAUUAACCGCUUACACCACAAUCGAGAUUACGCCUAACAUCGAUCUGGGAAGUGUUUUGAGUGAUUUCAACUUAAGCAAUUGCUCAGCGGUUAUAAUCAGUGAGGAGAAUGAAUUGAUUGAACAGUUUUUCUUUUCACUUGGUGUUCCUAUUGUGCCGUGUUUUGAGUCAGUGGUAAAUAGUUGUAUGAUCUCAAUAUUCGCUCAUAACGCAGUGAAUAGUGCCUUCAAGAGAACUCUGGAACUGUUCGAGAAACAUGAUUGUGCAUCAAUGUUGGAUAGUAUUCCUGAAAUCUUCGAAGAGAAUCCAUGGUCAAAGUUUAAUUUCCUGCAAUUUGUCCAAGAUCAUUUGUCAAUGGUGGAUGAGGAAAACAGUGAAGCAAUCGAUAUAUCUAAACAGCUUGUUAGCUUUCUGAGCCCGCUUAAGACAACUCUUGAAACAAUAGCCGAUGAACAGUUGCCUUUGUGUUCGAUCAUGAAGCCCUUAAGCAGAAAACUUAUAGAUGAGUAUUUGUCUACGUUCUUCUGCGAGACAGACGCCCUUACCGAAGUCAAAAACAUUGUAAUUGACGAACUAACUCAGAGAAUUUUAAGCAACAUGUUCUUAUCAGAAUCUUCACUUUUCGAUGCUCGUUUUCAAAGUGUCACAGUCGAGACUGAAAGCCUUCAAGAUAUCAAAGAAUCGGUGGCACAUCGUUUUGAGCAUCUUUUAGCAAACAACGUUCCUGAACAGAAACCAAUUAAAAUGGAACUAAAAGCUCCACCGAGAAAGUCAUCGCUUAAAAUGUUCUUCAAUCGAGGCGCCAAACAAGAAACCAAACCUGCCCAAAAUUGUAUGAAACGUUCACUAGAAUAUGAAAUCAUGAAGUACACAACCGAGAGUGCAGCCGAUUUGGAACAAUGUCCAAUGAAAUGGUGGGAAGAUAACGAAUUUAUGUUUCCAAAACUACGCAAAAUAUCAGAUUAUUAUUUGUGUGUGCCAUGCUGUGCAACAAAUUCCUUUAAAUCGGCUUUGGUCGAUCGAAUUGCCAUCAUAAAUCGUAGAUUUAUGUUAAGAAAAAAUGUACUCAAUCAGAUUUUGUUCUUGCACUUAAACAAAGAUAUUUUGGAGAAACUAAAAAUCGACGAUGAGCCGAAGAAGUAAUUUAUAAUAAAUAAGUUGUCUGUAUAAAUGUUGUAUGUA